Lobosporangium transversale is the source of this 870-nucleotide messenger RNA. RefSeq lists its product as hypothetical. Bases 68 to 571 code for a protein of 167 amino acids. The transcript has a single exon. NCBI's taxonomy places the organism in Eukaryota, Fungi, Mortierellomycota, Mortierellomycetes, Mortierellales, Mortierellaceae. The record is from RefSeq and is a predicted model, not a curated record.
CAACACCUCUUUCUCUCUAACAGCUCCAUCGAUAUUCCCAUAUCCAUAUUGAUAUCACUUCUUAGCAAUGGGAAUCGAGGGCCUCUGGUCUUUUCUUCUAAAGACAGGCUACGAGGCAACUCUCCACUACCAUUCGUUAAUCUGCGCCACCUCUAAUCCUUUCAAUCCCUUCAAUUGCAACGCCUACAUAAGGUUCGAUGUCCUAGGAACCUUACAUCCCAUAAUUCAAAACGCAUAUUCCAAUCAUUCCCUCGAUACAGCCCACAAGAUCAUGGAAAGAGAGCUGGGGAAGUAUGGAACACCAGAAAACCUUAUCCUGUAUCUUGACGGUGACGCCUGUGAGGAAAAAAAACAUACUCAUAUAUAUCGAGAGGAAGUACGAGCCAAGGCAUUGAUGGACGCCCAACAAGGGCUCGAUGAACUAUACCAACGCGUGCAAAGCAAGAGUCGAGUCCGAAAGGAACAGUUCGUUGCCGUAAUAAAGGCGUUGGAUAUGGCCUUUCAUUGGUCAAAAGAAGCACGAGAAUCAUUCGCGAAAUACAUGCGACUGAUUGCCAGCUCGAGGAUGUAGUUGUCUCCCGAGACAGUGACAUGCUCGCAUACAAGAAUAUCUCAACGGUUUGGCGCCCUAUCUCAAGAGAUCACAUUUUAGUGUACAAGCUUGCAGACGUACUCACCACCCUAAACAUUACACGAUCCCAAUUGACGGUACUGUGUAUCGUGAGCAAGAACGACUACACAAGCAACAUUUCCCGGCUUGGAAGUGUCACCAACUACAGAAUUGUCAAGGAGCAGGUUGGAGAAGGCAAUGGUAUACCACAGGAUUGCACGCUUCUAAAAGACUGAAUUUCACAUCAAACUCUCUCUUUC